Molecule: messenger RNA, 2116 nt
Organism: Electrophorus electricus (electric eel)
Lineage: Eukaryota; Metazoa; Chordata; Actinopteri; Gymnotiformes; Gymnotidae
Gene: btbd17b
Product: BTB (POZ) domain containing 17b
Molecular function (GO): protein binding
Source: RefSeq, a predicted model, not a curated record
ACCUGCGCCCUCGACCACAUUACAUGCACACUAAGAAAAGGAAAAGAAAACUAGGUCAGAAGAAGAAGGAAAGAAAGCCUAACAAAUAAGGAGAGGCUAAUAACAGCAGUGCCACGUGCCACCCAUUUGGAUAGAAAAUUCCAACAAUGAUCUGUCCAGCUACCCUGUUUGUGGUGCUUGCUGUCCAGAUGGUGUCAGUAGGAGGAGCUGCCCUGAAGUUGGAGGGGUCAGUGGAGAACGGAGCUACUGUUCUGAACCAUUCGAUGACCCUGGUGCAGCGCCUGGAGACUCUGCUGGCUCAAGGGAAUGGCAGCGACGUGAUCUUACGUAUUGUGACCCUCAGCACGGACGAGGUGAAAGUGAUCCAGGCACACUCACUGGUGCUCAGCUUGCAGAGCGACGUAUUCACUGAGCUCUUACACACAGCCAACUCCAGCAACCUCGUCGUCAGAGAAAGUGCCGACUCUGCUGCUGUCUUUGAUAAGUUCAUUAGGUACCUGUACUGCGGUGACAUCUCUGUGCACCUGGGCCAGGCAAUCCCAUUACAUAGGUUAGCGAGUAAGUACCAUGUUUGGUCCCUGCAGCAAGGAGUCACCCGUUAUAUGACACAGCAUUUGUCUAGUGAUUCUCCAACUGGACAUGUGGUAACCUGGUACCAGUACGCCAUGAAGAUCGGAGACAUGACCCUAAGGAACAGCUGCUUGCAGUACCUCUCCUGGAACCUGUCAUCGGUGAUCCAGAGUUCAGAGUGGCGCUCCGUCAGUGAGGAGUUGCUGAUGUCCUUAAUGCAGCGCUCUGACCUGGUGCUCCAAAAUGAACUGGAGCUGUAUGAAGCUCUGGAGGCAUGGAUCAGCCACAACCAGCCUGCAGACGCAGUAGCAGAGAAUGCCUUGCAGGCUGUGCGCUACAGCAUGAUAUCGCCACAGCACCUCUUCCGCCUGCAGAAACAAUCACCGCUAAUGCUUAAGUAUCGCGAGUCUGUCCGAGACCUUCUCUUCUUGACCUUCCAGUUCCACGCCGCCUCUCCCAUUCAGCUGGCCAAGUACUUUACCCUCAACAGCAGCCUCUUCAUGCCGCGUAACUACCUGUCGCCAGCCUGGGGCUCGCCGUGGGUGAUCAACAACCCCACACGCGACGACCGGAGCUUCAGCUUCCAGACACAGCUGGGCCCCAGCGGUCACGAUGCGACAAAACGGGUGACGUGGAACGCCCUUUUCUCCCCACGCUGGCUUCCACUCAGCAUGCGCGCCACCUACUCCGACCACGGAUCCUUGCAGCCCACGCGCACAGACGGUGGACUGCCACGUGUAAUCAUCACUCCAGCCAACUCCAGUCCUGACUUUGCUGGCGUGAGCUUCCAGAAGACGGUGAUUGUGUUAGCUCGGCAGCAGGGGAAGGUUGUGGUGCGCCACGUUUACAGCUUCCACCAAAGCACAGAGGAGACCGGCAAUUUUCUCCUGGAUGCCGACCUGCAGCGCCGGGCAUCAGAGUACCUUAUUGACAGCUCUCUCUACCUACAUGUCAUAGUCAAGCCCAUCUAUCAUAGCCUUGUAACAACCAGAAAGUAAAGGCUUAAAUGGGUUCAUUCUCUGAUAUGAAACUCUUUAUCUCUGAGGUCAUACAGUUUACAUUUUUUAAAACUUAUUUUUCCUUUAGCAUAAUCCUAGCAUUAGCAGUGCUGAUUUUAAUGUUUUUAAUGGUAUAAUGGGUUUCACCCAUACAUUUAACCUUAAAAUACAAACUCAUGGUGAAAUUCAUUCCAUAUCCCAGAAGCCUACAUAUAUUACUAAAUGUUUAGUAGUAAAUUAUUUGUACCAACCAAAGUCAAUUAUAUGUAUAGUAUAAUAUUACAUGUAUAGUAUGGAUAUUUUUCUGUCAUUAACAUACUGUUAAGUUAAUGAUAACCAGCUGCGCUACCAUUUUUGUGCUAACCAAAGUUUAAUGUAUUCUCUGUUUAUUUAUCUGCAAUAUAAAGACCUUGAAUAUAAGAUGGUGACAGUGAUGAUUGAGAAUUUAUAUGCCAAGAAGACCAUUGUCUCUGACUUGCUCCUGAAGAAAUGCUAGUACCAUUCACCCUUAGCUUAGUAUUGUUUCAAUAAAGAGGUAAUGUGAAAAA